Gymnodraco acuticeps is the source of this 4279-nucleotide messenger RNA. It is a transcript of the gene rfx1b, whose product is annotated as regulatory factor X, 1b (influences HLA class II expression). Lineage: Eukaryota; Metazoa; Chordata; Actinopteri; Perciformes; Bathydraconidae. Gene Ontology annotation, molecular function: DNA-binding transcription factor activity, RNA polymerase II-specific; RNA polymerase II cis-regulatory region sequence-specific DNA binding. The record is from RefSeq and is a predicted model, not a curated record. Gene Ontology annotation, biological process: regulation of transcription by RNA polymerase II. Gene Ontology annotation, cellular component: nucleus.
UGUAUGGCGGGGCGAAGAUGGGAGGGUAGCAACAGUUGCCCCGGUGAAGGCAAGGCGCCAUAGUCACGGUAGUCCUGGCGACAAGAACCAAGCAACGGGAGUCAACAACAACAACAGCCUAAAUCUAAGGAAAAAAAGCUCAAACGACUAAAAAGGACACUAUUGGGAUACAUUAAAGCAGAACUAGUGCCUCAAAGCAUUGGUUGCCAUGGCAACUUCUGGAUACUCGGAGGACCUUCAGCCUCAGCAGGCCAACACAGUAACUAUGGCAACACCUGGUGCCACCGCACCCUCAUCUGCAAAGACGGCACACUUCCUGUCCGAUGUCCCACCGACCUCUGGGACCAUUUCAUCUGCGAACCAAUCGUCCGCUGCCGCAAAAACGGGACGGGACGCACUUUGUUCUCAAGCGCUGCCCACCAGCCAGAAGCCAGUGGUUCUGACAACUCCCACGCAACACUAUGUGCCCCCAGAUAUCCAACACACUGCGGUCCAGAAAAGUAAUGGUCAGAGCAACUCGCCUCAGUACAUCAUAGUGACUGUUACAGAGGGCUCUGUUCACUCCAACGACAGCCUGUCAGACUCCAGCCCGCCGGCCUCAGGUGUUCCUGCUCAGGUGGUCCAACCAGUGCAGACCAGCCAACAGAGGUCAGUGUUGCAAGCAGCCAAGAGGAUUCAGUCCGGCCACAUCAACAACCUGCAGUCUGUGCACAUUAACCAGGAGGUGGAGCAUGUGUACUCCGGUCAGGUGCAGUAUGUGGACGGAGGAGGAGACACCACCUUUACCACGUCCUCCAUUCGAUCGAGCAGCUACCCUUUCUCCGACUCGCCCCUUUACUCCCAGACCCCCCCCACCUCCUCGUCCUACUAUGAGGCCACGCCCAGCUCUGAGUCAGACCUCACCGGCUCUGUGACCUCGCAGCCCGUUUCUGUGGCAACAGCUGGAGCCAAUAGCGGCGGAGCCUCUGUGGGCGGAGGGGGCUAUGUCAUUCAGGGAGGCUAUGUUUUAGGAGGCGGAGCAACAGGUGGAGGAGGACAGAGUUACUCCAGCCCUAACUCUCGUGCCCCACCUGCUACUGUGCAGUGGCUGUGUGAUAACUACGAGGGGGCGGAGGGGGUGAGUUUACCCCGCUGCACCCUCUACUACCACUACCUGCUGCACUGCCAGGAGCAGAAACUAGAACCUGUUAACGCCGCAUCCUUCGGCAAACUCAUCAGGUCCGUCUUCAUGGGGCUCCGGACGCGGAGACUGGGGACCAGAGGGAACUCAAAGUACCACUACUACGGCCUGAGGAUCAAAUCUGGGUCCCCGCUGCUCAGACUGAUGGACGAACAGCAGCACAUGGCGCUGAGGCAGCAGCCUUUCUCACAGAAAAACAGGUUAAAGCCACUUCAGAAGGCACAGGGGAUCACCAAUGGCACAGCAGGUGGGCUGGGUCAGCAGGCCUCAGGACUUUGUGAUAUUUCAGCUCAGGUGCAACAGUAUCAACAGUUUCUGGAAGCAUCGAGGCCGCUGCCUGACUUUGUGGAAAUCGAUCUGCAAGCUCGGCCCCUGCCUGACGGGAUCAUCGUAGAACACCUGAAGGCCUUUCAGACGCUCUACAGAGAACACUGUGAGGCCAUAAUGGACGUGAUGGUCAACCUCCAGUUCACCCUGGUGGAGACGCUGUGGAAAUCCUUCUGGAGGUUCAGCCAGAGCAUCGACACAGAAUCCCUCAACCUGCACAAUGAGUCGGAGAAGCGUCUGCCCAAAUCCUGCCUGGUGGUGCUGUGUAAGUACGAGCCGGUGCUGCGCUGGACCAAGGAGUGUGACAACCUGCUCUACCAGACCCUGGUGGAGAUCCUCAUCUCUGAUGUGCUGAGACCCAUCCCCAGUGCCUUAACUCAGGCCAUCCGCAACUUUGCCAAGAGUCUGGAGAACUGGUUGACAGGCGCCUUGAUGAACAUCCCAGAGGAGAUGGUUCGCAUCAAGGUGGUGUGUGUGGGCUCCUUCUCCCAGACGCUGCGCCGCUACACCAGUCUGAACCACCUGGCCCAGGCCGCCCGCGCCGUGCUGCAGAACACCGCCCAGAUCAACCAGAUGCUCUCAGACCUGAACCGGGUGGACUUUACUAACGUGCAGGAGCAGGCUUCCUGGGUGUGUCAGUGUGGAGACAGCGUGGUGCAGCGGCUGGAGCAGGACUUCAAAGUGACGCUGCAGCAGCAGAACUCUCUGGAGCAGUGGGCCUCGUGGCUGGACGGGGUGGUCACCGAGGCCCUGAGGCCCUACGAGCAGAACCCCAGCGCCCUGCCCAAGGCUGCCAAGGUGUUCCUGCUCAACUGGUCCUUCUACAGCUCCAUGGUGAUCCGGGACCUGACUCUGCGCAGCGCGGCCAGCUUCGGAUCCUUCCACCUGAUCCGCCUGCUGUAUGACGAGUACAUGUACUACCUGAUAGAGCACAGGGUGGCCCAGGCUAAAGGGGUGACACCCAUUGCAGUCAUGGGAGAAUUUGCCAGCGCUGUCAAGAGCCGCAUCUCCCCCGACCUGGACAAAGAAGAAGAGGAGGAUGACGAGGACGAGGAGAGCGACGACGAGGGAGGGGAUCUGGUGCUGCAGUCCAGCUCUCUGAGUGCGAUGGACGACGACAAGGACUCCAUGGAGCCGCCCGCCAAGCUGCCCAGGACCACCUUCAGUCUGCACCCUCUCACCAACAGCACACCUCCUUAGCUGCUCAUCUGUAAAAAUAUCUACACACACACACACACACACACACACACUCACACACACACACACACACACACACACUCACUCACAUUUGCUUUAAAUCAUGUCAUCCUUAACAUCAUGUCAUCCCAUCCUGUCACUCUUUGUCUGCAAACAGCUGAUUUUCGGUGUUGAGUGUUUGUGUGUGUGCAAUCAUGUGAAAGUGGGAGAGCCCUUUGCCGAUUUUGUGCUUUUGUGCUGCCAUUUCUUUCUCUUUUGACUUCACCACAGUCCUUCCCUGGUUCCCUGUGCCUGUAAUUAUCCAGUGGCUAGCUACUCCUGUGUCCAGCCUCAAAUAUAUUUAUAUACCUAAAUAUAUAUAUUAUAUUCUUAAUUCCCUUCUGCCCCGCCUUAAUCACUGACCUGAUAUCUGUGUGGAGAUUAUUCAUUGUACUCUUAACUCAUAACUAUCUCUGACCUUGCCUUUAAAGCCAUGACUAUGCAGGGGAGCUGGACUUAAGUGAAAUAUAAAAACACUUUUUAAAUCUCAGAGUAGCAUCUGGACUGAUACUGGAUCAUGUAUGUUGAAGCCAUAUUUUACUUCAUGCCAUUUCUUAUUAAUUUGGCCAAUGAACUAAUACCCUGUGCCUUUGAGAGUUUUCUUGAACAAAAGCUUGUAUUCUAUAUAUUCUGUAUCGGUGGAUUAAUAAAUGAUGGUCCUGUGAAGUGGUCUCGGUGUUGUCAUGAACUUUUACUAGCUGUGACAAAAAAAUGUAGACAGUCGAGCCUCGUGAUUCUGCAGUUUGCUGUUUUCCAUCCAUCAUCCAUUCAUUCUUUCAAUAUCAACAUUUCCUUUACACACACACACACACACACACACACACACACACACACACACACACACACACACACACACACACACACACACACACACACACACACACACACAGGUGCAGUGCAAGUUGGAUGGGCCACAGCACCCAGCAGCACUUACUACACUGUAUCCAUGGCAACCUUUGUACCAGCUUAGAUGUACCAGCUCAAAGUUUUUGAAGUGGAAAAGCAGUUGUGUAUUUUCUGAGUAUCAAUGUUGUGUAACAUUUAGUAGAAAAUCUAUAUUACGUAUCUUUUGUGAACACUGUCACACAUCCAGACUAUUUGUGUGCUGUCUAACCAUUGUUGCCUUAAGAGAAAACAUGUUGUGCUAUGUCUACUACACAGAUUAUUGAACUAUAUUUUUUAUUGUGAUGAUGGACCCACAUGCUUAACCAGCAGCUUGUCACAUGGCGUAACAGGAAGUGUUUGACGGUCCUUCAGGGUGGUCCGACUAUAUACCCCACCAAAGAGCACUUAAUAGAAAACAAAGGUUGGCCUAUAUUUACAUGGCUUCAUGUGGUGAGGGCAGAUAGAAUCAACCGCCAACUGGGAUGUCACUACUAUACAAAAUGUGACAUUGAAUCUGUCCUCAACCUGUGCUGCUGAACCUUUUCUAACCGAGGUCCUCUUGAUGUGAUUCUGAAGACUGUUGUUAUUAAAUCUAUAAGUGUUUGUAGCUAUAUUUUCCAUGUUAACUAAAAGAUGCAAUUACUCUCAAAA